Molecule: messenger RNA, 1470 nt
Organism: Sungouiella intermedia
Lineage: Eukaryota; Fungi; Ascomycota; Pichiomycetes; Serinales; Metschnikowiaceae
Source: the annotation of a GenBank genome assembly
AUGUCCAACGAAGACGAAUCCCCGGUGCCGGACGCAAAGACGCCUAUCCAGAUUAAAGAUGAAGGCACGGAUAUCAAGUUCGAUGUGGACGAUAUCGUCUCGGGAUGCAAGGUGUACGUGUUCAAGGAAGAUGGUAAGAGACUAGCGGAAAUUCUUCAAAUGCAUUUCAAAAAGGGUAAGAAGCGUUUCUACGUGCACUACCAAGACUACAACAAACGUCUAGAUGAGUGGAUCACUCCAGACAGGGUGGAUUACACUCGACUGAUGAUCAUGCCAGAAGAAGAUAAGGAAGAGAAGAAACCGCAGAAACUGAAGCUGCUGAAAACCAGCAAAUCACAGAAAGGCAGCGCCAAAGCAACGCCACAGCCAGCAGAGUCGACUCCACUAAGUACAGACGAAAUGGAUCUUGAUAACUUGAAUGUUCAGGGCUUGAAAAGACCCGGAGAAGAGGUCAGUAGGGAAGACGAGCUCAAGAAGCUCCGAACGUCUGGUUCCAUGAUCCAGAACCAUUCUGAGGUUGCCCGUGUGCGUAACUUGUCAAGUGUCAUUCUUGGAGAACAUAUAAUUGAGCCAUGGUACUUUUCUCCAUAUCCAGUUGAACUUACAGAAGAAGACGAGAUCUACAUCUGUGACUUUACACUCUCAUAUUUUGGAUCCAGAAAACAGUUUGAAAGACACAGAGCUAAAUGUUCGAUGAAGCAUCCGCCCGGAAACGAGAUCUAUCGAGACGAGAAAGUGAGUUUCUGGGAGAUCGACGGCAGAAGACAGAGAACUUGGUGCAGAAACUUGUGUCUUCUCUCCAAAUUGUUCUUGGACCACAAGACACUCUACUACGACGUGGAUCCAUUCUUAUUCUACAUCAUGACGAAGAGGUCAGACCAGGGGCAUCAUGUGGUUGGGUACUUCUCCAAAGAGAAGGAAAGUGCUGAUGGAUAUAAUGUUGCGUGUAUUUUGACACUACCGUGUUAUCAAAAAAUGGGUUUCGGUAAGAUUUUGAUCCAGUUUUCUUACAUGCUUACCAACGUGGAAAACAAGGUGGGGUCCCCGGAGAAACCACUUUCAGAUUUGGGUCUUCUUUCAUACAGAGCCUUCUGGACAGAUGUUUUGGUCAAGUUACUCGUGGAAAGAUGCAAUCCACAUCUUUAUAAGAAAAACAAUCCAAUCAAGGGCGAUGAUAAGGAUUCAGACACCCCACCUCCACGUAAUGCGGGGCCACCAGAGAUCACCAUUGAAGAGAUCUCUUCUAUUACAUGCAUGACCACCACCGACAUUCUCCAUACGCUCUCGACGCUCCAGAUCAUUAAAUACCACAAGGGUCAACACAUUAUUGUGAUCACAGACCAGAUCAUGGUUUUGUACGAAAAACUCGUGAAAAAGGUUAAGGAAAAGAAGAAACAUGAGUUGGAGCCCGAAAGACUUCAAUGGACUCCACCGUCGUUUACCGCCAACCAGUUGAGAUUCGGAUGGUAG